This is a messenger RNA of Microcebus murinus (gray mouse lemur), 782 nucleotides long. It is a transcript of the gene MORN5, whose product is annotated as MORN repeat containing 5. NCBI's taxonomy places the organism in Eukaryota, Metazoa, Chordata, Mammalia, Primates, Cheirogaleidae. The record is from RefSeq and is a predicted model, not a curated record.
GGGCGGGGCUUCGCGUCGGCUCCGCCCAUCCCUCCCGGUUGUCAUAGUGAGGCUGCAACCACUGAGACUCCGGAUCCCAACGUCUGGAAACUAUUAUAGAAGCAGGCGCCAUGCAGUACACUGGGAGCCAAUAUAUCGGGGACUUUGUAGAUGGGAGGAUGGAGGGCCAUGCCGAAUACAUCCUGCCCACUGAAACGAGAUACGUCGGGGAGAUGAAGGACGGCAUGUUUCACGGCGAGGGGACCCUGUACUUCCCCAGCGGGAGCCGCUAUGACGCCGUCUGGGAAAACGGAUUGGUCGUGAAGGGCAAGUACACCUUCGCAGACGGGCUGCAGUACGAAGCGAAGAACUGGCAUUACUGCGACGGCUACGACCGGAGGUUUUACACCGAGAUCUGCAAUGGCUUGAAGCCUGCAGGUAUCUCUCAACUCACCAAUAUGGACCCACCUAGAAAAAUCCCCAAGGGCUCUUAUGACUGUGGAGACGGCUUCUACAACCCGUUCACGAGGGUAAUCAAGGACUACCAGGGUCGCUUCCUGAGGAAUGCAGAUGACGAUGAGCAUGAGUGGAUUGUCCGUACCUGUCGGAGGGGCUAGGACGAGAUCGUGGGUCACAGGCCCAAGCUGUGAACGCUGCAGCUGCCCCCACCGGACCCGAGGUCUCCAUCUGCCCUGCUGGCAUUGGCUAGCCCAGGGGUGGAGGCAGGGGUGUGUAUGUGUAGUUCUAGAACCUGGCUUUCGACUCAGGAAUAAAGAAAGGCAUUCUGCAGUCAGCCCCCCUUA